This is a messenger RNA of Xenopus laevis (African clawed frog), 5609 nucleotides long. RefSeq lists its product as uncharacterized. Lineage: Eukaryota; Metazoa; Chordata; Amphibia; Anura; Pipidae. The transcript has 35 exons. The coding region runs from base 139 to 4563 and encodes 1474 amino acids. The record is from RefSeq and is a predicted model, not a curated record.
UAGUUCUCAUUCUGCAGUCAUUGCUCUCUCUGCGUGUGACAGUCAGUUGUGUUGGAAGGAGGGUGAGCUGCUCAUUUAAGUAGAACUGCAGUGUGUCUGGUGGGACAGAAGGACAGACAACACGGAGCUACAAACACAAUGUUGCUAAGGGCCCUCCAUGUGGGGCUCCUCCUGCUGCUGCAACUCUCUGCGACACUGGAGGCAAAGCUGCAAUAUGCAGUUAUCUUCCCCGCAGAGAUGGUCUUUCCUCGUUCUGAACAAGCCUGUGUGCACCUGGAGGGGGCGGAAGGAGAAAGCCAGAUACAACUCACCCUACAUAUGGGCAAAAGUAACACAACGGUGAUAGAGAAGUCAUCCCAGCAGGAAUCCUACUUCAACUGCGUUACAUUUAAGGUGCCGCCUCCAUCAAAAGGGAAGAAAGAAGUGGCCACCAUGCAGGUUACUAUCCAGAGUGGAGGGGAGACAAUAAGCAACAGCAGUAAAGUCCUGGUGAAGAGAGCAAGAACCAAUCUUUUCAUUCAAACAGACAAAGCUGUGUACAAACCAGGACAGACAGUGAGAUUCCGAGUGGUUUCCCUUAAUGAAAACCUCCAACCAGGAGAAGGUCAGGUUCCAACCAUCGAAUUACAGGACCCAGGGAAGAACCGCAUUGGCCAGUGGCUGAACACGAGUCUCCAACAAGGAAUCGCUGAGCUCUCAUUGCCCCUCUCUUCCGAACCCUCAUUUGGAGAAUAUUCCAUUCGUGUAAAGGACACUGUCCAUGUCUUCAGUGUAGAAGAAUAUGUUCUGCCCAGAUUUGAGGUCAUUCUCCAACUCCCCAGAGUGAUUGCGGUUAACAGUAACCAAUUCCCUGUUAAGAUCUGUGCCAGGUACACUUAUGGGAAACCAGUGCAGGGAACCUAUAAAGUCAAUGUGUGCCGGAGGACUUACACGUAUUGGUUGAGUCGGUAUCCUCUGUGUGCUGAUUUCACUGGAAAGCUGAAUGAGACCGGCUGCUCCACAUUGGAUGUGAGUUCUUCUAACUUCCGUCUCCAGUUUAGGUUUUGGCAGAUUAGCCUGGAGGCAACUUGCUUGGUUACAGAAGAUGGGACAGGAAUUGAGAUUUCUGCAUCUGGUAAAUCCAAAAUUUCAACCAAACUCACCAUUGUGAGCUUUUUGGAUGUAGACAAUACUUUUAAGCCUGGGAUUCCAUACAGAGGGACAGUGAGGGUUGUAGAUGCCAGUGACACCCCCAUCCCAAAACAGUUAGUUUAUCUGAUCAAUGCAGGAGGGCUGGUGAACCAGACGUUGGUGACAGAUGAGAAUGGGCUUGCUCCCUUCAAGCUGGAGAACACAGCAGAGUGGAAAGGAGAGAUAUACCUGAUGGCUGAGACACUGAAGGAAAAGCCUGAUCCUGCUGAUUUCUAUAAAUACCUUACGUAUGGUUCAGCAAACCUUAGAAUCAGACGCUUCUAUUCCCGCAGCAAGAGUUUCAUAAAGAUUCACGCCCAGAAGGGGGAGCUCCCAUGUCAGGGGCAAAAAGAAGUCUGGGUGGAAUAUCUUAUCAAGCGCACUAGGCUUGGAAAACGGGCAAAACACUUGGAGUUACACUACCUGGUAGUUUCCAAAGGUGCAAUAAAGCAUUCUGACUUUUUGGAAGUUCCAAUAAAUAAGGAAGAGGAAGUCCAGAGGGGCGAGGUCCCCAUCAAACUCAGACUCAGUACCGACUUCUCUCCAACUCUUCGAGUUCUAAUCUACAUUUUACUCCCUGGUGGAGAGAUGGUGGCGGAUACAGCAGCAUUCAAGCUACAAAAAUGUUUUAGGAAUAAGAUAUCAGUUGGGUUCUCCCCAGAUGAAGUUCUACCAGGAUCAGAUGUUUCCCUACGAGUUCAGGCAGAUGCCGGGUCCCUCUGUGGCCUGAGAGUGGUGGAUCAGAGUGUGGUGCUAAUGAAACCUGACAAAGAACUGACAGCUGAUAAGAUUCAUGGUCUCUUCCUCUCCCCUGAGCUUGGAGAUGAUGAUGAUGAUCGAGCCUAUGAAUACAUCUGUCCAUCGCAUAGUAGACUUUCCAGACGCUUUAGAGCAGAGAAAGUUUAUGUUUUCAGUCUCUUUGAGAACUUGCGACUAAAAAUCAUCACCAGCGCUGACAUUAUGAAUCCUGAGAAGUGUCCAUAUGAUUAUUUUAUUAAGAGAAAGUAUGAAGUACAAACUCAAGACCGCUCAGCUGAAUUGAACUACCACGUCCAUUGGAUACCCCGCAAUGCAAGGGUAGUUAGACCUAUUGUGGUCCCAGAAGCAGAGAUCCCAGAAGCAGAGUCUGAGUCAGUUGAAAUGAUCCGAUCCUACUUUCCAGAGACAUGGAUAUGGGAGCUGCUACCUGUGGGUGAGUCUGGUACAACAGAGCUCCAUCACUCAGCCCCAGACACCAUCACAGACUGGAAUGCUGGAGCUUUCUGUAUGGGACCCAGUGGAUUUGGCAUCUCCCCACCAACCUCCCUUCGAGUCUUCCAGCCCUUCUUUGUGGAGCUCACUCUGCCGUACUCUGUGGUGCGAGGAGAGUCUUUCACUCUCAAGGCCUCUGUCUUUAAUUACCUAAGGGAAUGUAUGAAGGUUCAGACCUCCCUGAUGCCAUCACAAGAGUUAGAGGAGGAACCAUGUACUGACUGUCAGUUUAGCAGCUGUGUCUGUGCAGAGGAAAGCAAGACCUUCUACUGGAACCUUAAAGCCUCCAACCUGGGAGAGGUGAAUGUCACGGUAAAGACAGAGGCUCUGGAUACUCAGGACUUGUGCAAUAAUGAAAUCCCUAUUGUCCCUAAGCAGGGGAGAUCCGACACUGUGAUUAAGCUUCUACUGGUGCAGCCAGGAGGAGUACUGGAAGAAAAAUCUCAUAAUUCUCUGCUCUGCAGCCAAAAUGGAGAAGAUCAUCCUAAAACAGAGGAGAUAUCGCUAAAAGUUCCAGAAAAUAUUCUGAAGAAUUCCGAAAGAGCAUACGUCACAGUUCUAGGAGACAUAAUGGGAACAGCCCUGCAGAACCUGGACCAUCUCCUGGCCAUGCCGUAUGGAUGCGGGGAGCAGAACAUGGUUCUCUUUGCUCCCAAUAUUUUUAUUCUUCAGUAUCUUGAAAAGACUCACCAACUGAGCCCUGAGAUCCAGAGCAAAGCCAAAGGGUUCCUUGAAAGUGGGUACCAGAGGCAGCUGAUAUACAAACGGGAUGAUGGAUCAUACAGCGCAUUUGGGCAAAGAGACAAAGAGGGAAAUACAUGGCUGACUGCAUUUGUACUGAAGUCCUUCAACAAGGCUCGUCCCUACAUCUUCAUAGAUGAAAGUCACCUAAACCAAACUUUCUCUUGGCUGAAGAACAAUCGCAAUGAGAGUGGCUGCUUCCAGAGUGUGGGGAGACUCUUCAAUAAUGCUAUGAAGGGAGGAAUAGAUGAUCAAGUCUCUCUCUCUACUUAUGUAACAAUGGCUUUGCUGGAAGCUGGUGUAUCUGUCCAGAACUCAAUGGUUGCAGAUGCUUUAUCCUGCCUGAGGAAGGCUGCCAUAGAUGUGAGUAGUGUCUACACCCAGGCUCUGCUGGCCUACACUUUCACUCUGAGUGACGAUACUGAACUCAGGGACAUGCUGCUGGCUAAACUGGAGGAGAAGGCUGUAAGGAAUGAAGGACAGUUACACUGGGAGAGGAAACCUGCCACAGUUCCCUCUGAUUUAUCCUACUGGUCCCGGGCUCCCUCAGCUGAAGUGGAGUUGACCUCCUAUGUACUGCUGGCUCUUCUCUCUGGCCCCAACAAGGACCUGGGCAAAGCUUCUGAGAUAGUCAACUGGCUGAGCAAACAGCAAAAUCCUUAUGGGGGAUUCUCUUCUACUCAGGACACAGUUGUAGCUCUACAGGCUCUUGCUACGUAUGCCGAGGCCACAUUCACUGACAAGGGAGAUGUAACAGUCACAGUCAGUUCCAAGACUGGAUUCCAUCAACAGUUCCAUGUGGAUCACACUAACCGCCUCCUGCUACAGAAAUCCUCACUGUCAGAUAUCCCUGGGGAGUUCUCUGUGUCAGUCACUGGGAGCGGCUGUGUGUAUGUACAGACUGUCCUGAGAUACAACAUUCCCCCACCUAGAAGUGAUGCCACCUUCUCAGUACGAGUGGAGACACAACCAGACAAAUGUCCUCAAGGUUCAUUAAAAGUGAUAAAGAUAAACAUCACUGCCCAAUAUACAGGAUCUCGGGAGAAAUCAAACAUGGCUGUGAUCGAGUGUAAGAUGCUCUCUGGAUUUAUCCCAGUGAAGAGCUCAGUGAGAGAACUGGAGAAGAGCAAAACCAUAAAGCGGAGUGAGAUUCAGACAGACAUGGUGACAUUAUACUUAGAUGAGCUGCGACAUGAGCCUCUCCAUCUCUCCUUCAUGGUGGAACAAGACAUUGUGGUGAAGAAUCUAAAGCCGGCCACUAUUAAAGUCUAUGAUUAUUAUGAGACAGGUGAAGAAGCAGUUGCCGAAUACAACUCCCCCUGCAGCUCUGGUGAGAGCCCCCCACCAACGCCAUAUAAUGAAUUUACUGGGGUUCAUAUUCCAAUGGAGCAGACUUUUUAAGGCAUUUUGGCACAUUCCCUGAGGUUCUUUUGAAAUGAAUAGUUUGCUAUAUACAGGUUGAACACAGCGUCAAAACAAUUUUCUCAAUUGUAGAUUAUAGUUAGACACCAUGUUGAAAUAUAUUGAAUAUUCUGCAUCUGUACUAUUAAAGGGAGGUGAAUAGUUUAUAGUCCAUAGAAAAAUAACCCCAUCCAAAUGAUACAUAUCUAACCCAUCAUUAGCCUAAAUCUCAUUACUAAGGACCCUACUGGAAAAAACGUUGAAAUCAUUGAUGCAAUUCAUUUUGUUUUGUUCAAUAUUUACUCGUUAUUUCAUUUCUAGAUGAGCAAGUAUAUUUUUUUUUAUAAACAGUAACAGUAAGUUAGGUGGGAAAAAAAAACAUCCAUCAAGUUCAUCCUUUUCACUUUUUUUUAACAUGUCUAACUGCCAGUUGAUCCAGAGGAAGGCAAAAAAAACCCAUGUGAAGCCUCUCGAAGGGACAAAAACUCCUUCCUGACUCCAAAAUGGCAAUGGGACCAGUCCCUGGAUCAACUUGUACUAUGAGCUAUCUCCCAUAUCCCUGUAUUCCCUCACUUAUACUAUGAGUUAUCUCCCAUAUCCCUGGAAUGACUGAAGGGCUCAUUUACGACCACAAGUGCAAUUUUGAGCACAGUCAACAUGUUAUUUCCCUAUAGUGCAUCAUUUUUCACAGAUUCCCAGCAUCAUUGAAGUCGCUAUUGUGCCUGAUUUGCCAAAAUUAUCUUUUUUGUUUUUUUAUUCUCAUCCUAUUACCCUGAAUUUAUUUUCCACUUAUACGCUAACCUUUUGUUCUUUUUAGUCAUUUUUCAUUUUUAUUUUUUUUCCAAUGUAAGGUCAAACUUUGCUGUGAAAUAAAAAAAACAAAAAAAAAAACGGAAUUUUAAUAUUUACAGUCAUACAGACUUAUUGAGAAGCCGUAAGUGUGCCGUCACCAGCUCAGACCAGGAGAAGUGCAUUGAAGUGCAGAGAUCUUCCUCAAUUCCCUGUUACUUACACCAUAUUUUUUAGUGGAAAAGUCCAAAAAAUGA